ACUCCGGCCAGACUCAUGCUGCCGAGAUAAGCACUUCGGCAACGAGCUUGCCGACAGCAGCGGUGCCUCCAGAGAGACCCGGCACCUCGGGCGAUGACGUCGCCACGGCUACACUGUGGAAGGCAGCCCGUUGCCGGGCUGCGCAUUGCCGUGCAUUGGUUCGGAGCGGCGGUGCUGCUGUCGUGCCUGGCCUCGGGCGCGUUGGGCGCCCCGUACGGACGAAGCCAGUGGCUGCGGGUGCCGUUCAAGUACCACGACUACGAGGCCAUGACGGGAGUGCUCAUCAACGCGACGAACGUCAGGCCGGACCUGGCGGCGCUCUACUCCGUCGGACAGUCGAGACAAGGUCGAGAGCUCUGGGUUCUCCUGCUGUCGUCGCGUUCAACGAAUAACAAACUAUUGAAGCCGUCCAUGAAAUACGUCGCGAACAUGCACGGGAACGAGGUCGUGGGCAAGGAACUGAUGCUUCACCUGAUAGAGCACCUGAUCACUGGGUAUGACACUGACCCGCGCAUCCGAUGGCUGCUGGACAACACCAACAUCCACAUCAUGCCCAGUAUGAACCCCGACGGCAUGUCCAUUUCCAGGGAAGGACAGUGCGCCGGCCUUCGUGGACGGUACAACAGUGCCGGCGUGGACUUGAAUCGCAACUUCCCGGACCCGAGUCACACCGUGCGAAACGUGGAGGAACCGGAGACGGCGGCGGUGCGCAAGUGGAUUGACACCAUCCCGUUCGUGCUCUCGGGCAACUUGCACGGAGGGGCCAUGCUUGUGCGGUACCCGUACGACGACACGUACGGACAGAACACGGUGGAGUCGAGGACGCCCGACGACGACGUGUUCCAGCACUUGGCGCGCACCUACUCUCUGAACCACCCGACCAUGCGCCGGUUCUCGUGCGAGCGGCAGACCUACCACGACGGCAUCGUCAACGGGGCCAAGUGGUACCCGUUCAAGGGCGACAUGCCGGACUACACGUACGUGCAAGCAGGCUGCAUGGAAGUCACUCUCGAGCUCUCGUGCUGCAAGUACCCUCUGUCGUAUCAAUUACGACGUUUCUGGAUGGACAAUAUGAAGCCCCUGAUGAAGUUAAUAGAGGAAUCCCAGAGAGGUCUGCGCGGAAUCAUCACCGAUGAGGAAGGAUACCCCGUGGCGAAUGCAAGGCUCAUGAUCAAAGGGCGUUACAUGCCGUUCAAAACAAGCCACAAGGGCGAGUACUGGAGGAUCUUGCUCCCUGGGACGUAUACGCUGAUGGCAUCGUCUCCAGAACACAAUGACGUUGAGGUACCCGUCCAGAUCGUCGAAGGCCAGACAACUGUCGUAAACAUCACGCUGGUUCGCAAGGUCCGCUCCUACUACUCAUCUGACGUUGAGUACGAUAAAUCUGUACAGACACAUGGUAACCUGCUGACCAACAACAAACCCAACCUCGAAGAUGAAUACAAUGUCGACACAACAGACAACUCCCUCGCAGCUCCGAACUUUAACAACCUGGAGUCCUUCGCUUCGCAAGGCAAGAGUGAAGAGCUCCGCGAAAAAGAGGCUCCGUCCCAGUCAAUUGCCGACUACUAUCGCGCUCUGUACCAAGCGAUACGAACUCUGUCAACCGGAGGAGCGCGUCACAAGCCAGGGGACGUCGACGGACACCCACAUAGAGGUGGACCUUCUGAUUUCCAGGAGUUACCACUAGAGAGACGAGCAUACACAUCCGACGGGAGCAGUCCGAUUGGCGCAACAACAAUCCAACGUCGCACAUCUGUCGACGACGAACCGGAGUUCCUCGAAAACACUCAGCUUGAGGACCCUUUGAACUACAGCUAUCCAGUGACGGCUGUUCCGAGAACGACUCCUGCUCCCACGUCACUCCCGCCCUACCAACGGCCAGGAGAGCCCAGUGAGGGCGUUGACCAUGAUGGCGCGCAAGAACGCACCGUCUUUGUCUCAAACGUUGAAACUACCCAGAACCAAGGGAUCACGACGACCGAGAAUCAUGAAGCAACACUGAGCGAUGCGCCAAUCCGUGGCGGCGACGUGCUUGAAGAUAUCGCUGCCGUUACCAGAACGCCGCCGGAAAAAUCGGUUUCCAGCUCUGGAAAAUGGGUCACCGGUGGUCCUUUGGAAAUGACCCUCAGGACGGACACAGUGCACGUCAGUGGACAAAAAGGGCCAUCGAGGACUACUUCUUUUGAACUGGACGAAAACUACACAGCGACGUCGCGGACUCAGCAACACCCAUCGACCACACAGACCACCAAGCCUCCCGUGUAUAGCACCCAAAUGACGGUGUCAUCGCCCGGUGUGACUCAAUACGAGCAAACACCAACGGGACGUGGCACAAGGACGACAUCUGCUAAGCAUGCCGAAAAUAUAGGCACGCACAGCACUACACGUAGUGAUGUGGGAGGCAUUACGCACGUCGCAGUCGAUGUUGAUACGCAAAGCAUGCCACAUAUCUCUAAAACCACACUAACGGCUAUAGGUACAGUAGCAGUCAAUGGCGAAAACAGUGCAACGGCUCAUCACACCGAUGUCAGUGAAGUUUUCAAUGCCGCACCGGUUAGACAGGCACCAGAGAAGGCGACUUACACUCCAGGUACACAUAGAGGAAGCUCGCAGUCGCAUCGCAUGGUCAGUAUGUCGCACCAAGACACGUUGCCCACUUCUAUAUUUGCCAGCGAUACUACGAGGCCCGAAGAACACUCGUCAGAUUUUGCCGCCCCUGAGUCCGAUUUGCGAUCGUCUGCACCGGAAAAAAGUACGGUAGACAUACAAGGUCCAGAAUCUACGACGCAUUUCCCACCUCCUCCAGAAAACCGACCAAGAGGUCAACCGGUCGCAGAAACACCAACACAGGUACCUGCAUCACCCUCGCCUACAGCGAUCCCGGCGACUCACGCGCCAAUGGCAGGCAGGCCUACCAAAAAGACUCACUCCAACGAUCAGACUGUGACUAGUAGCGUUGAAUACGAUCCAGAACAUUCACUUUCAGCGGGGAGAACUAGCUUCUAUGCCAGAACAACAGUCACUACUGGAAGGCCAUCGACGCACGAGGGCACUUCGCGUUUUUCGGCACACCAAGAACGCAAACACGCUGUAAACUUGCCGACGCUAAAUACUGCAGCCAGAGAAGGACAGGGGCCACUUACAGCCACAAGUAGGCAACCUCAGAGCGCCGUAAAACAGGAUAAAAGUGAACCAGAGUACGAAAUCACGCCGGAGAACAAACCUCAGAGUCGUCUGCCACACGCAAACUCGCCUUCUCCUACCGCAGUAUUUGAGCGGAUGCGACAAAGAAAACAAAAUUUGACCUUCCCGACACGGACACCAACAUCGAAUUCUAGCACGUCUCCUUAUUCAUGGGCGAAGGUAGGCAAAGUCGCAUACGGCACGUUUCCGCCACAUGCAGAUCCGCCGAAAGGAAUUUCCGCUGAGGACUUCGAUGAUGAGCCGUUUAGGAGAAUACCGAAAACUACAAAAACACCAAGAAGCCGCCAUGAAGAUUCGAAAACGCAUCGGGCUGCAGGAAUCACUCAGGCGAAGCCUGUGCAAACCACGUUGAAGUACCGCCAAACAACAGUGCGUACACAGAAACCACUGACGCCAACGCUUGUACUAGAUGUGCCAGAACCGACAGCACAAACUAGUGGGGCGUCUUCAUAUUACGGCACUGAGAAAAAUGUGCCCAGUUCCCUUAGCGUGCACCACGCUCCCACCACUCAAAGUAGUGACGAUCGCCAGGAUCAGCGAUCAAGGUCGUUCACUCCUACUGAAAGCAAGGACACCGAGCGAACUCCGGCAGCACCAAGUACCAGGUACUUCGCCCCAACAAAGAAAUAUUCAGUGAAUUCCAGACAAACAUUUGCUCCUCAACCAAUGAGGAGCAGCCAUCUUCGACGUCCAUACAUUCGACCAACGGAAGAGCCACCAAGAGGCGCACACUUGUCCCACUCAACCAACGAGCCCACCACUCGUCGCGUGCCUUCGUUGCAAGACAAUAAUCAAAGUUUUCGUUCAACCAUUCCACAAAAAGCCGUGGAGGUGCAGACGUCGCAGCGAGCAGGAGAAGUGUCAGAAGCAAUCACGGAUCCUGUCGAGACAAGAUCAUCACAGCCAACAUCUCCUGAGCAAGUCGCGAAACAAGAUUCACGGAAAAGUGAAAGCGAAUUGGCCCACUCACUCCCUUAUGUGUCUCAUUCUCGACAGGAGGCUGUUGCACGAGGAAGCCUAGUGACAGCAAAAGAACCUACGGGAAAAGGCGCAACAUAUACGCCAUCCACAAGGGUGUCUGGCAGCUCCGUACAACACUCAGACCCGACGCAGAGUUUUGUUCCAGCCACAUCAGAACGCCACAGGUUCCGGCGUCCGGAGCAUGCGCAAACAGAAACAGUCAGGCCUAUUAAAAGGCCUGUAGUUUACGUAACAUCAGAGGAGAACGCUGGCUAUGUCCCUACAACUCAGGGAUCGGAUUUCGCGUCACCUCAGGAUCCUCAAUCCCCUCAGCCGCGACGAACUAACAGGCCACAACGUCCACAGCAUGCUCUUACGGAAGCACAGGAAAACGCACCGAGUCAGGAGCCACUGCAGACAACAUUGACGGUGAGGCCGAGAACGGUUCUCCCAACAGCGCAGGACUCGUCAUACGUUUCAAAAAAGCGUAUCACUGAAACUACGGAGGUGUCGCAACAAUCGUACACUACGCCUCACAGAGAGCGUUAUUCUCCGUAUCAAGCUAUAACUUCUCGUCCUUCACAGCAGACCUUGACAGAAGCCACCCAUGUGGGUUCUGGACCUUCGUCUGGUUACGAUCAGGAUGCCGUCGCAGUCAGCGAGGCACUUUCGACUUCUCCAAAAUCUUUUCCUCACACACUUCUUGACUCAAACAUUCAGGAGGAGUUCGCAAAUGGGAGACAAACGUCAUCAUCCGUAGGUCAAGACAACGUCAGGGCAGAAGCUGAUCUAGACAUGCCUACUGACAAGGCUGAGUCUGAGGAAACAUUUAAUUCACGACCUUUGCCAACUCCAGCUGUCGCAACGGGGACGGGAACAUCCACGUCGUAUAAACCAUCACUGGCUCCCCAGCCUGCUUUAGUAACAUCUGAGCGAGGUACACCAAGACCGGCGCCGAGAGAACACGUCACGGUUCCUGUUAGGCCGAGAGAGCAACUUAUGAGACCAAGAACUUCAAGCGAACCACCUCAACCUUCGCGAGAAUCCUUCACUCACGAAAAGACUGCAGCAACGUUAGACGGACCGAUAACAUCUGGAGAGCCGACGCAGCUUGGAAGAAUGGUAGUGAAGGAAUUAACAGCAUCACAGGUAGCGAGUCAUCCAGAAAAGAUCUUCAAGAUUCAAGGGACCGUAACGCUGGAAAAUGCAAAUCUAAGACAGCAAGAUACGACAACCGGUGUGACUGGAGGUGUGACGCUCACUCCAAGACCAACAAGAUUCGAUUACAGAUCUAGGCAUACUACGACUGGUCAACAAAUAGCGGCAGAAGUGCCAGAAAAUGAAAACGACCACCGUAUUUUCCCAGCCAGGGCCCCUCCACGAUCGAUAAUCCCACCGACGCAAAGCCCGCCGCUUUACACUGAGACCAGUAGAAAUCGCCCUCAUGAGCCUACAGUACCGCCGCAAUUCUCAACAUCAAGCAUACAUAAGCCGCACAGUUCUCUCAGACCAUUACAAACAGACAGAACACAAUCAACGUUAAAUGCAUCUCCAAAAGCCAGUGCUGUAACUAGUGGAGAUGAGCUACAGUUUGUUGACCAAGGCACCUACAGCGUUCAGGCGGUGUCACCACAAUUUGAAACGAAUAAAGAUCGCGUACAGGCUGCACCGAAAGGUUUAAUUACGACUCAAAGGCAUGUUAGUCAAAGCCCAAGUCACGAGCAUCAGCAGCACGCCAGCACUUCCUACAGCGACCAUCCCUAUCUUCCGAAGACCACUGAAGUUUUUACGCAGACACAAGCCGCUCCAUUCCAACAAACUGCGGUGCCAGUUACGGGUAAUCAAGGGACUGCACUGCAACCACAAUCAACUGACUCUGGCGUCUCAGCGAUAGGAACGGCAUCCGCUAAUGUUGGAGCUGCACAAACGUUGAGCGGCACGGCUCAAGAACGGUUAGUACCUACUUCUCGCACACUUAGGCCCCCUCAAUCUCCCCAUCUUAUGUCCCAAGACCAUAGCGUUCAAAUGUCUCCUCAAGAACUGAGAAAGGCUUUGCUGCGCGCGAUUAACGAGCCGAACACUGUGGCAUUUACGGUGACCCAGAGGCAACAAGAUCUAACAAACACCACUUCGGUUCCAAGGACGAGCAAUGUGUACACUUUCACGACAAAGCACGAACUACACAGUCCACAAGUGGUCGCGUCGCACGUAGAAAAACCUGAAGAGAUGCGGCAGCAGCCCCAGAUAAGUGAUAAGCCAUCUAUGACGCAAUCUACUUACGGAACAGAACGCCAGCAGCAGCCUUUUAGGAAAGCGCCGGAAGAAAAGCGCCAGAUUCGUCCUUCAACGACGCCUGUUUUAUUCGAAUACGAUCCCAAAACCCGAGAUUACAUCAAGGCGACGCAUCACACAUUUACUGGGGGUACUGGAGGCGGUAACACCUUUCCGACACCUGUAGAGCAGAGCCGAACACUUCCAGAGAGAACUCAAAAUUCAUUAGUUGUUAACGAACCACAGACGCCCAGUGAACAUCAUGCGCUUUCAAGAAAUACAGGACGUUCUGAGGACAUGGCGCUAGUGACAGCACCAGCUAAGACUCCCCAGAACUUUCAUCAAGAUUCGCUCACAGAGACAAUACCCACACAAGCAGCUCACUAUGAAAAAUCGACAGGGAAUCCUACGGCAGCACAUUACGAACGUACUAUCCAACGAGAAGAGGAAAGACAAAUUUUACAUGGCCAACAACACCACACUACCCAAUCCAUGUACCCGAAGGCUCGGGGACCCACAGACAGUCCAGGAGUGCACAUGCCUCUAAAUCAGCAUCACACAACUGAGACAAACAUUCCGGUGGGCCUUACUCUUGAAGAUUUCACGCCUGAACAACUGCGCAGGGCCAUUACACUGCUUCUAAAAACAUCCUCCUUCAAGAAACCGGAUGACGCGAGUCGUGAAAGUUCGGGACCACCACAGGAAGGCAAGGCGACUACACCUCACAGCACUCAAGCGGAAACCGACAGCAAUCCUAACGUGGGCUCACCUCGCGAAGGACCUACUACUGCUGAGACACCGAAAACUGUCACUCACACUUCUGGCUCCGGAGGUUUGUCACAUAUCCAUCCAUUAUCACAACAGCAAUUAAGCGCAUCGCUCAUAGAUGGCACACGUAAUCACCAGGAUGGAGCGCGUCAUCCAAAUACCGCAGCUCACACUGAAAGCGGUGACACCGCGCCUACGGUAGUGCCCGUGCAUAUGCAAGACACAUCACCUUCCGUGCCUAGCCAACCUCAGCAGCACGCUUUCCCCGAAUCGCUCAUGGCCUACCAUGACAGCCAGGAGCUUCAUACUGUGCCACCUCAGCUUGGAAGACCUCAGGAGUUCAGGACCACAACUUCGGCUGAAACGUCCACUGAAUUGCCCCAUGGGGAGGGCAAGCCUCUCGAUUUCUCAACGGCCGGACAUUCGGAGGAAAUUAUUCAUGCGAAAGAUUUUGCAAGUCGUCCGGCUACUAGGUUCCCUUCGGACGUUUCGAGCGGCUUUAGUGAGCUCCCCAAACAUGCGCGAACUUUCGACAGACCUUCGUCUCGCGAAGAAUCGAAGGAUUCUGCAGAAAGGAAUUUGAAUAUUCACACAACGACACCGCAACAUAUCGUCACGGAGCAGCCUUCUACGGGUGGCUAUUUCGCUGAUGGUCAUCAUGCUGGAACUCUAACGUCGCAGGAACUGACAUCGCAAGCCCCAGUUCCAACCGAGGUUCGGUACGUGCCUCAAGACAUAUUUACUACAGCUACUCCAUCCCCACCACCCGCGAUCACCACAGUUCCGCCUUCAUCGUUGGCACCGCCUCCACACCUUUUUGGCCACAGCAGUGGGCACCCAACUCGGAGGCCCAGGCCAACCACAAGCGCGCCACCCCUGCCUACCAGCCAAGAGGAAUACAGUGCGGAGCUCGAGAAAGCCAUCGAGAGCUUCCAUCGUCUUAUUAAACCGGAGCGCACGUCUUCCGAAAAAAUGACCUCAGAUAGAUCACCGUCCGGCAAGCAGGCUGUAAAAUUUCAUGGCCCACAAGUUGGACCUUCCAUUUCGAGCGGUGGUUUCACCACUACCCAGCAAUAUUCCACGCACCCAACGCCACUAUUUCAGACUCAGCAGGGCUUCUUCGUCGACCGACUACGCGCAAUUCAACAGAACACCCCUGCUCAUCUUCUUCAAGCGACUUCCCUUAAUACGCCACUGAGUUUGAAUGCGGACCCAAUGGCUCUGUUCAACACAAAUCUUCACCCGCUUCAGUUUGGCGGUGCGCAGCUGCCUUUAGAUGAGGGAAGUCUGCUAAGAUCGAGGUCUUCUAGGGACACACCGGCUAAGUGCUGUUUCGAUUUGCCGAAUGGACGAUUUGUCUUCAAGAUUGGCACAAAGAAGAAGUGAUAGAAUAAUGUUAUUUAUAUAGAGAAACUAUGGAACCAGAAGAAAAAAGAACUACACAGCGCUCAUGUCAAAGUCCUUUUUAGAGGCUCCCGACCUCACCAAACUGGAGGAGAGUGCGCAGAUUGUCAAAACUAUAUGCGAAAAAGACGAGCGGAAAAGGAGCGCGUUUAUAAUGAUUACAAGAUACCAGUCAGUGUUUGUAACUUCGCCAUGAUGUAAGAAAGUGCUGCUUCAGUCCGCAUGAUCAGUGUCAUUGUGGCAAGCAAACACGAAGAAAGUACGUCAUUUUCCAGAACAGUUUCGAGGUUACGGCUAUAUCAACUAAUUUUCAGCUGCUUAAACUCGGACUGCAUAACCACUAUGGUGCGAUCCGAAGUUCUAAAAAGUGAAGCGCGUGGCCAAGCAAGCAGUGGUGAAGGAUAAGCAAGCCAUGGUCGAGAAUAAGUAGGCUGGGUUCUUCAAGCACAGUUGAGAAACUGUCACUCCGUAUAGGUCCCGUAUCCGAGAAAAAAAAAAGAUAUCGAUAUUUCAAAGGAAGGAAUGUACUUACGCCACCGCGCUGAAAGCAAGGGAGUGACAAGCGUCUGGCAAAAGUUAUUGCGUGUCUUCAAGGUAAGCAGAAAGCAGCUACAUACGCGACUGGUCAUUGACGUCUUGUGCUUCGAAAACUGGCGGUGUUUUUCUUUUGUUUUGUUGGCACCGGUGCAUUCCCUGUGGAUCAAUGCAGCGCGCAGUGAGUGCGUGUUGUUGUGGUGACUAGGGCUCUGUGAAGCAUUGUAGCUAGCGCUGCAGGCAGUGCAAUGAACCAUACUGCAAGCCACAUCGGUGAGGACAUUCAACUACUGUGCGUCAGUGUGUUUUUGUGCUGUGAAAUGGUGUCAAACAUUUUUUAUAUGGUGUUUUGUGGAAAGAACUACUAAGUUGUGUGAAGGAGGUGCUGUGUGUCGUGGCUUGCUUUGUACAUUGUUCUGUUCAAGUUUGCGCUUGAAGGAAGCUAGCUCCUGAACCAACCAUUACUGGUGUUAAAUGUACCAUUGCUUCGGCGAUGGCAUUUCAAUACGUGCCAUGGCAAUCGCCAAUAAAGUUUGACUGUGUUUGUAGUUUA
Dermacentor andersoni is the source of this 9697-nucleotide messenger RNA. RefSeq lists its product as uncharacterized. The record is from RefSeq and is a predicted model, not a curated record. NCBI's taxonomy places the organism in Eukaryota, Metazoa, Arthropoda, Arachnida, Ixodida, Ixodidae. Gene Ontology annotation, molecular function: metallocarboxypeptidase activity; zinc ion binding. Gene Ontology annotation, biological process: protein processing; peptide metabolic process.